This is a messenger RNA of Trichophyton rubrum CBS 118892, 1101 nucleotides long. RefSeq lists its product as uncharacterized. NCBI's taxonomy places the organism in Eukaryota, Fungi, Ascomycota, Eurotiomycetes, Onygenales, Arthrodermataceae. The transcript has a single exon. The coding region runs from base 1 to 1101 and encodes 366 amino acids. The record is from RefSeq and is a predicted model, not a curated record.
AUGCGGAAGAGGACAGAUGGAUAUAUGAAGAAGAAACCAAAAGGUGCGUACCACUAUAAAGACGGCGCUGGUAGAUAUUCUAACCCUCGCAGAUUAGCUUAUGCUGUUCUUCGGCUAGACGUAUAUUUCAGCCUCGCAAUACAUCGACCUCCAUCUAUACGCUUUCAAGAACUUCGUCUUGCCCUUCCUGUCACUGAAACACUUUGGAAAGCUUCAAAAGCAGCCGAAAGAUAUCGCAUUCAGUGGUUCGAGCCAGCCGGACGUGAUAAGUGCAUUUUCCAGUCUGCCGUCCAGGAAAUUUUCCAGACUUCCAAUGAGUUGCCUGAUAAUCAGCGGCAUCCAUUUGAAGAGCCGGAUAGUCAUUUAGCCCUUUGUGCGAUCCAAGUGGAAAUAUGGUCGGCCAUCCAGACAUUGCGCCGCGGCGCAGAAUUUUUGACGUCCAUAAGCCAGAAAAAUAGCUUCAGCUACCAAAGAAACCACUUGGACUAUUGCCAAUCAUACCUCGAAGGAGCUUAUAAACGAGGUCACAUAUGUUACACAGGACGCUCGGAAUCACAACAUUUUUGGCUCACUCUCAAUCUGACUCUAUUCCACUUGACACUCCUCAACAUUCACGCGGAUAUUUCUCUUCUCGAAAACCAGCUCAGUGGUGAUUAUCGGCAAGAAAUGGAGUCCCAUAGAGCAGUUCGAGCAUGGGCAGAUUCCACUGAUGGCCGCAAAGCAGUAUUCCAUGCAGUCCAGCUGCAGAAGAAGCAUGAAUGCAAAACAUGUGCAUCGCGGCCGGAGUACUACAGAUAUUGGAACCCCUUGAGACCCAUAGCUUUGUUGUACAGUUGUAUCGUCUUAUAUGCCUACAGUGCCGAAUGCACGGCGUCUGUAGCCGAGGCCCGUACGGUGGUAGAACUGUCUGUCCUUGGCGGCACUGAUGAACCAACUCAAAACUGGUUACGGCAGGGGGGCAAUGCUUCUAUUCGGGGUAUCAUUCUGGGGAAAUCGGCCCUUUCUCAGCUGGUCUCAUGGUCUUGUGAGCGACUGGCAAUGUUCAACGCGAGCUGUCGCCGAUUCGAAAGAUUCGUGUUCAGAGUAGCCAAUUACCACUAG